This is a messenger RNA of Arvicola amphibius (Eurasian water vole), 636 nucleotides long. RefSeq names its product RAB38, member RAS oncogene family (gene Rab38). Gene Ontology annotation, molecular function: GTPase activity; GTP binding. NCBI's taxonomy places the organism in Eukaryota, Metazoa, Chordata, Mammalia, Rodentia, Cricetidae. The transcript is spliced from 3 exons. Gene Ontology annotation, cellular component: Golgi apparatus; trans-Golgi network; vesicle. The record is from RefSeq and is a predicted model, not a curated record. Gene Ontology annotation, biological process: vesicle-mediated transport. Bases 1 to 636 code for a protein of 211 amino acids.
AUGCAGGCCCCGCACAAGGAACACCUGUACAAGCUGCUGGUGAUCGGCGACCUGGGUGUGGGCAAGACCAGCAUCAUCAAGCGCUACGUGCACCAGAACUUCUCCUCGCACUAUCGGGCCACCAUUGGUGUGGAUUUCGCAUUGAAGGUGCUCCACUGGGACCCGGAGACCGUAGUGCGCUUGCAACUCUGGGACAUUGCAGGUCAAGAGAGAUUUGGAAACAUGACAAGAGUCUAUUACCGAGAAGCUAUGGGAGCAUUCAUUGUCUUCGAUGUCACCAGGCCAGCCACAUUUGAAGCAGUGGCAAAAUGGAAAAAUGAUUUAGACUCAAAGUUAACUCUCCCUAAUGGUAAGCCAGUGUCAGUGGUCUUGUUGGCCAACAAAUGUGACCAGGGAAAGGACGUGCUUGUGAACAAUGGACUCAAGAUGGACCAGUUCUGCAAGGAGCAUGGCUUCGUAGGAUGGUUUGAAACCUCAGCCAAGGAAAACAUAAACAUUGAAGAAGCUUCCAGAUGCCUGGUCAAGCACAUUCUUGCAAACGAGUGUGACCUCAUAGAGUCCAUAGAACCGGACAUUGUGAAGCCCCACCUUACCGCGCCCAAGGUUGUCAGCUGCUCUGGCUGUGCCAAAUCCUAA